Molecule: messenger RNA, 1095 nt
Organism: Megalopta genalis
Lineage: Eukaryota; Metazoa; Arthropoda; Insecta; Hymenoptera; Halictidae
Source: RefSeq, a predicted model, not a curated record
UUGCGUCACAUGUCGCGGUAAAUUGUAUUCUAUCGGUUUGGUCUAAAAACAUUUUUUCAAUUAAUAGGUUACUUCUUAGUUGAUCAGUGUUUGAACAAUGGAUUUGGAUACUGCCUACAACUUUUAAUCGAAGACUGGUUAACAGAUAUUCGAACGACCAUCAAACAGGAAGAGAAUCUCGUCAGAGCCGACGAUGAAUUUUAUAUGCCUUUUGUUGGUAACUAUGCAGGCUCUCUAUGUAAACUUUCCAAGCAAUAAAUAAUUAUGCAAAAACGCAUUGAAUGUACAUACAAUUCAUUACUUGCACAGCGAUUCCGGUACCGAUCGUGAGCACAAUUUUUCAUAUAACAGAAUAUUUAGAUUUGGGUCCAGAUACCAAAUACAUUACUAUUCAUUUGUAUGAUAAGUUCAUGUGCAAGUAUUUUUGGGAAGUUUACAAAGCUGAAUUUAUUGACCAUGCAGGAGGAUCUUGGACAGAAGUCUGUACUAAGAUAUCCAGCCAAUCGAAAUUGUAUCUUAUGUCUUGUUUGCAAUUAGCUAGCAAAAUGGAUUCCUAUUCAAAGAAUUUGGCAAUUUCUCAAGUGCUUUAUAUUUUACAGUGGAUAGACAAAAAUACCGAAUACGAUCACAGCAUUGUUUUUUCAUCAGAAUUUAAAGUAUUCCAAAUGAUGGGAUAUAAGAUACCAUUAUGUACUCCCAUAAAUUGCAUAGAAGUACUUCUAGCUGCAACAGGUUUAAGAAAUACAUCUAACAUGCAGGAGAUAACUACAAGUUUGUUGGAUUUAGUUUAUUUGCAGAAAGAAAAGCUAUAUUCUCAUCUACAGUGCUUGAUUCAAGGACAUAGAGCACAGACUGCCCAGGAGAAGAGGGAUCUCAUGACUUUGCAAUCAAACUUCUUAUUUUUAGGGGCUUCUAUCGUUCUUUGUGCAACAUUUUUCAAUUACGCAGAAACUCGAACAGCAAAAAUUAUCUCUUCAAAGUUGUCAGAGUUGGUGGACAUAGAAUCAGAUAAUAUAUGGGACAUGGCCAAUAUACUCCUUGUGCUGGCGAUUCAAGAAUAAGUAAAGCAUCUAUAAAUAAAUAAAUCCUCUUUGA